Messenger RNA from Pistacia vera, 2023 nucleotides. RefSeq names its product protein spinster homolog 3-like. Lineage: Eukaryota; Viridiplantae; Streptophyta; Magnoliopsida; Sapindales; Anacardiaceae. The transcript has 3 exons. The record is from RefSeq and is a predicted model, not a curated record. Gene Ontology annotation, biological process: transmembrane transport. Bases 57 to 1601 code for a protein of 514 amino acids. Gene Ontology annotation, cellular component: membrane. Gene Ontology annotation, molecular function: transmembrane transporter activity.
ACAGAGAAUCCUCUGCUUCCUCAUUUUUCUCUGUUUUUAUUCCACAAAAAAACACAAUGAAAUCGGAGACUUUAACGUUGAUUCUAGUGAAUCUCGCCGGCAUAAUGGAAAGAGCCGACGAGUCAUUGUUACCGGGAGUGUACAAAGAAGUAGGUGCCGCUUUGCAUACAGACCCCACUGGCUUAGGUUCACUCACUUUGUUUAGAUCAAUUGUGCAGUCUUCUUGUUACCCUUUGGCUGCUUACUUAGCCACCAGACAUAAUCGAGCUCAUGUCAUUUCUCUUGGAGCUUUUCUCUGGGCUGCAGCCACAUUUCUUGUCGCCAUUUCAAGUACUUUCUUUCAGGUGGCAGUCUCAAGAGGCUUAAAUGGAAUUGGACUUGCUAUUGUCACACCUGCAAUUCAGUCCCUUGUUGCUGAUUCAACUGAUGACAGCAACCGUGGCAUGGCUUUUGGAUGGCUGCAGCUGACCGGGAACAUCGGUUCCAUCAUCGGCGGGCUCUUUUCAGUUCUAAUAGCCUCAACAUCAUUCAUGGGGAUACCUGGUUGGAGAAUUGCAUUUCAUCUGGUUGGCCUAAUUAGUGUCAUAGUUGGCAUUUUGGUUCGCCUUUUCGCCAAUGAUCCACGCCACCUGGAAAGCGAAAGUAGAGCUAAAGAUCAGAUAUCAGAAAAGUCUUUUGUCUCAGAAAUGAAGGACCUGAUCAAAGAAGCUAAAAUGGUCAUCAAAAUCCCAUCUUUUCAAAUUAUUGUAGCUCAAGGUGUGUCUGGAUCAUUCCCUUGGUCAGCUUUAUCAUUUGCUCCAAUGUGGUUAGAGCUCAUUGGCUUCUCCCACAACUUAACUGCAUGCCUCAUGACUUUGUUUGUGGUUGCUUGCUCUAUUGGGGGCCUAUUUGGAGGAAAACUCGGGGACGUUCUAGCGAAACGAUUUCCGAAUUCUGGGAGGAUCGUUCUGUCACAGAUUAGUUCUGGUUCAGCCAUUCCUAUUGCAGCAAUAUUGCUUCUGGCAUUGCCUGAUGAUCCAUCCUCAGCAUUCAUUCAUGGCCUAGUCUUUUUCAUCAUGGGAUUAUGCAUAUCCUGGAACGCACCCGCGACGAACAAUCCAAUCUUUGCAGAGAUAGUUCCUGAGAAAUCGCGAACGAGCAUCUACGCGUUGGAUCGAUCUUUCGAGUCCAUACUGUCAUCUUUUGCUCCUCCUAUAGUUGGAAUUUUAGCUCAACAUGUUUAUGGCUACAAACCAGUUCCCAAGGGAGCUUCAGAUUCAAUAGAGAUUGAAACAGACAGGCAUAAUGCUACAUCACUUGCCAAGGCACUCUACACAGCAGUUGGCAUUCCAAUGACACUUUGUUGCUUCAUUUACUCCUUUCUUUACUGCACAUACCCGAGAGACCGUGAGCGCGCGAGGAUGCACGCCUUGAUAGAAUCAGAAAUGCAACAGUUGGAAGCAGAUCGUUCUCCUUCAAUGGAGAAACACUCUCAACUUGAUGUUUCAGAGUCGAAAACGACUAAUGGGAAGAAAGGAAGCAAAACUGACAUAGAGCAUGGAAGGGAGGAGACGAAUGAUUUACAUGAUAAUGAUGAGAAGUACUUGCUUUCCCACACAUGAAAUAUGAACAUUGUGGUAGAAACAUCGACAACGCCACUAUUUUUGUAAAAUUUAUAGAUUCUUAUACAGGGUCAUUUCAAGUUUAUGAUCAAGGGAGAUCCGCAUAUGAUCUUCAGCUAUUUAUUCAUUCAAAAGCUGUAUAAUUUUAUGGGGCCUGAGGAGAGUGACAUGAUCUUCAGCUAUUUAUUCAUGCAAAAGCUGUACAGAAGUCUGAAGACUUGAGAUGAUGUAAAAUGGGAGGCUGCAUCUACUGAUAAAGUCCAUUGUAAACAUUAAGAUUUUUGUGUGCGUCCGAUCGAUCACGAUUAAGCGCAACAAAGUUACUUAAAACUUUUGUUUAAUGAACAUAUCAAAGAGAGUUAAUAAAGACUUCUUUUUGGUUUAUGAGCUCUUGUAUUUUGUGGACAAAAGAAAAUGUCUUC